Messenger RNA from Loa loa (African eye worm), 228 nucleotides. RefSeq lists its product as hypothetical. The record is from RefSeq and is a predicted model, not a curated record. NCBI's taxonomy places the organism in Eukaryota, Metazoa, Nematoda, Chromadorea, Rhabditida, Onchocercidae. The annotation marks the transcript as partial. The transcript has a single exon.
AUGGUGAUUGCAUCGACUUCGAUGUUUGAUCGCAAGAUAUGGCAGUAUAGGAAAUACCAGCACUUAUUUCAGCUCAGGGAAAAGUACGGAAGUGCGGAAGCUGAACAACUGGUGGCUGAAUUAUUAAAUAUAAUGGAUGUGAAGGCAAGACAACCAACGGUUUCUACUAUGGGAGAAGGAUCGAAGGCUCGUGAACAUGUACCUAACUGGGCAUUUAUUGUUAUCAUC